AUUCUCAAUAAAACUGGUAUCCUGUCUUCAUACUAUUUACCAGUUACAACCUUGUCCAUGCGAAAUUUAUAAAAAUAUCUCACUGAUUUUCUGUGAUAACUCAGUUAUUGCAACUAAGGUAUAAAAAAUAUAAAGAAGAUAUGGUAUAAUACUACAACCAAUAUGUCUGUGUCCCUGUUAAAGUGUAUGAACAGAUUGGGACCAUUCAGAUGGUGUGGCUACAAUGGAAAACCAGCCCAAGCAUUGAAAACAAUCAAGUGGCAUCCUGUUCAGACAGUUACAGUGGUUCCGGGAAAACAAUAUGUAACCUUCAGGAAUAAAAUUCUAUGUGAAAAAGACAAAAUACUACUAAUUAAUUGUAAACAUUUACAUGUAAUACCUGAUGAACCAAGAUCUAAGGGUCGUCAAGAAAAAGACAAGGUACCACAUGACUUUGUUUUUAUAUUUCAAAGCUCUUAUGAAAAUUAUAUAAAGAUAAUUGGAUUCAUUGUACCAUUAUUGUCAUAUUUAGUAGGUAUAACAAUUUUUGAUAUUCAAAGUCGUUUUACUGAUCCAGAAAAAGAAAAAGAAAAAGUAUUCAUUGACAAAAAGAAUAUUCCGUUCGUUAUUGGAUGUUCAGCUUUCACCAUUAUUUUGCUUACUUGCCUUACUAAAGUCUACAGAUUUACAAUGUUCAGAAUGUAUAAGCAUAUAGAUUCUGAUUUAUUUAUUGGUGUUGUUCCAAGAUGGUUUCUUUGGACGAAGAACUUUACAUUUCGUGCCGCAGAUAUAAAACGCUUCCCACCUUCAGGAUAUAGACGUUUUGUUAGAGGAGAUGUACAGAUUAAAGGAAGACCUUUUGUUUUAGACUUCGCUGAAUUUGGACUACCAAAAUAUUAUAAUGAGAUGCUAGGAUAUGAUGUGGAGGCUAGUGGUAGAAAAUUUGAAGAAGAUGUAAUAAUUGAAAAAUUUAAACGGAGAAAAUAAACUUAAAAACAUUUGAAAGUCUUUUGAUUUUUGUUUGCCAUG
Molecule: messenger RNA, 1008 nt
Organism: Mytilus trossulus (common blue mussel)
Lineage: Eukaryota; Metazoa; Mollusca; Bivalvia; Mytilida; Mytilidae
Exons: 3
Coding region: 163-966 (267 amino acids)
Source: RefSeq, a predicted model, not a curated record